This is a messenger RNA of Pocillopora meandrina, 15824 nucleotides long. NCBI's taxonomy places the organism in Eukaryota, Metazoa, Cnidaria, Anthozoa, Scleractinia, Pocilloporidae. The record is from the annotation of a GenBank genome assembly.
AUGUAUCUCAGCCUAAAUUUGAUUUUAAACGGUUUUGCCGUUCUUCAGGGUCUAAUAUCGUUGAUCGACGCCAGUCCAAUUAGCGACGAAUUUCCCAAACGUGAGUGAAAAAGAGAAUGUCACGAUCGUUGAAUUAUCUCUGCUAACGUUACAACACCAUUGAGAAAACUUCGUGCAUCUAACACAGUUCCUGGAGACGAAAUUAUAUUAGUAAUGAAUACAUAUAUUUUUUCAACCAAAUUAUUUUCGCAGCGAAUGGCCUGUUAGAAAAUUAUUAUGAUCCGAUACUAUUCAUAAGUAAUGAAUACAUAUAUUUUUUCAACCACCAAGCUUUUUCAACCAAACUAUUUUCGCAGCGAAUAGCCUGUUAGAAUAUUAUUAUGAUCAGAUUUAUAUGAUUACAAUUCUAAAGUCGACAAAUUAAGCUGUGUCGUUUGAGGUAAAUGAUACUUUAAAAUAUUGGAUGUCUUUCUCUUUAAAAGGGCUAAAUUGAAAAAAAUUGGUUUCGACUAGACAUUCGUUUUUUUUCUGUUAAAUAUAACUUGGAAAACCAUUCUGUUUUUUCUCAUAGACUAAAAUUACGUAUCCUUUUCUAAUAUGGUCAUAGGCUUCCAAAGUAACGAUUGGACAAUAACGAAUUCUGUUGGUUUGUAGAAUAUUUCUCCGUUGUGUUUUUAUUAUAGUAUAAACUGAGGUAAAAAAUGGUUAAAAAAAAAAGAGUAAAAAAGAUUUUUUCCUCUAAAAGGAGGCAGUCUGCCCUUGCGAGUUGUUAAGGUGUUAUGCAAAUAACAUGUAAAGGGGAGGAGCGAGAAAAGUUGAAAUAAAUUUUAUCAUAGUUGACUGCCAUAUUUUAAAAGGAAUUUCAAAGAGAGACCAUCUUAAGUCGUGCUGGGGUAAGAAGUAGAAAAUAAUUAUUACGAUCCCAAAACUACGAAAAAGAUUACAUCCAAAAAUUCCUAUUUUUUCUGCUCUUUAAGAUUGCCCAGUUUUCAAUUUUGAGCAUGGCGCUGAUGAUUGGUUCAAACAAGGUAGUGCGUUUAUCCACCAGCCAAUAUUUGGGGGAUCUUCUCUCUCUGGCCACCAAGGAAACUGGUUGAUUGACACUCAGAGAAAUGUCACAACGCCCUGCCAAUGGCAAAAUUCCUCACUUGGAAAACAGGCAACAGGAACGAUGAUGUCGCCGCCCUUUCUCAUCAGAAGCCCUUCGUUAUCUUUUUUGAUUGGUGGUAAAGACAGACAUAAGUCUAAUAAGCCUUUCAUCCAGUUAAUUAGAUGCUACAUCAUCAUGCUUUUAACUAUGUAUUCCUCUUUCGUGUAGGGGGUUGUGAUAUCCAAACAGUUCGCAUGGAAAUUGUGGUCAAUGAUAGCACAGUAAUAUCGAGGACUGGUAAUUGUCUAACACAGCUCAAAAGAACCAAGGUGGAUCUUAAACAAUUUGUUGGGAGCAUUGCAAGGGUGAAACUGGUAGAUAAAGGCACCGAAAACUGGGGUUAUAUCGCUUUUGAUGACCUAAGACACGGAACAACUUGUAAAGGUAUUUUCAACCUAAUUUAGAUAUUUCUCGUAAGAGUUCCAGUUGUUAAAGCCUCUAAAAUAUAACUUGAAGAUACUUUCCCUGGACUUGAUUGCGCUCAUUUAUUUUAACUAUCCUCAAGAAGAUUAAUCAAGUUACUUUGCUACAACUUGUUUCUCUUUCACCACAGCUCUAAGUCCUUGCAGCGAGGAACAAAAACCUCUUUGCCAAACACAAGAAAUACAAGACAAUACAGAUUACACUUGUACCUGUAACCAGCCGUUACCAAACCUUCCAACGUGUCAAAACAACGACAACGACAACAACAACUGCAACAUUACCCACGGCACUUGCAGCUUUUAUUGCAAUAACACCCAAAGCAAUUGCCAAUGUCGCCAAUGCACUUGUGUCGGGGGUUACACGUUCAACAAAAGCAAUCAAUCAUGCCAUGACAUUGAUGAAUGUCAACUUGGAACACAUGAUUGUCAACACACGUGUAUCAACACAGAUGGAGGUUACCAAUGCUCGUGUUUGAACGGUUACCAACUCAACGGGGACGGAAAAUCAUGCAGGGACAACAACGAAUGCAGCGCUAACAACGGUGGGUGCGACCACGUGUGUGUGAACAAGAUAGGCAGCUUUUAUUGCGUGUGCAACCAGGGCUGGUCUGCAAACAAAUUUAAAUGCGUGGAUAUUGACGAGUGUCAGGGUCAUAAUUUAUGUGAGCAUAUAUGCGUGAACACUCCAGGAAGCUUUCGUUGUGACUGUCGUUCAGGUUACACUCGCUCUUCCGACGGAAAUAACUGUCAAGAUAUUGAUGAGUGCUCAAUAAGCAACGGUGGCUGCCAAGUCUAUUGCGCAAACUCACCUGGAAGUUUUAAAUGUUCGUGUGAACACGGUUUUCAAAUAGCGAACAAUGGAAAGACGUGCGUGGAUGUAGACGAAUGUAGCAGCGGACGCUCGGGAUGUCAGCAAGUGUGUGUUAACACCCCUGGUAGUUUUAAUUGCUCGUGUUUACGAGGCUAUGAGCUACAAGCAGAUCAAAGAUCUUGUAAGGACAUUAAUGAGUGUCAGCUGAACGAGCACGGCUGCCAACAGCUGUGUAACAAUUAUCAAGGGGGGUAUAACUGUUCGUGCCUCCUCGGUUACCAACUUUCUCUUGAUGGCAAAAAUUGCUCGGAUAUCGACGAAUGUCUGCAAGACAACGGAGAAUGUUCUCAGGUAUGUGUUAAUACCCCCGGGAGUUACGACUGUCUUUGCAGGAAAGGCUACCAAAGGACUUUAGACGAACAUUAUUGCAAUAAAAGCCUCGGUUGUAGCAUGAACGGCUCAUGUACUGAAUGUUCUGAGACGAAUUGUGAAGACAUAGACGAGUGCGAGAACAUUACCAUUUGCGAGCACAAGUGCGAUAAUACAGAUGGAAGUUACCGCUGCUCUUGCCAUGAUGGUUACAGGCUCGCAAGCGAUUUGAGGGUUUGUGAAGAUGUGGACGAAUGUCUGCAGAGUUCCAGUAUGGAUUGCGUCAGUUGCACAAAUACGCUUGGAGGCUUUCACUGUUCCUGUGCGACUGGGUAUUCGUUUAACAAAGAAAUUAAAAAGUGUGAAGGUGAGAUACAGCUAGGCACUUAGAGCCAGUUAUGUCUUAGGCUGCAGUUUUAAACAAUCAAUGUUUUGUGAAAAAUUAAUGUAUUCCCAGUACGGACUAUAAGUUCUCUUACAGUAUUAAGCGUUUAAGAAAGCUUUCGGCAAAUUUGAAAGGUUUUUUAACGAGGUUUCAUUACUUCCCUAAUAAUAAUAAUGUAUGGUGCAAUGUUCUUCUCAUGCUUGGUAAACACCAAAGUAUGGAGAACUUUGCAAUCCCUAACAGCCAGAAAUUAGAAUCUGGAUAAUUUCGCUUUCCUAACUCAACUAAUACAGGCGUUUGUAAUUCCUAAGAGUUACUGAAUGGGUCUUCAUCUGGUAAACGCACCGCAGGGAAGCCGCUGAGAAGGUUUAAAGAGUCUGACAAAUCGCUCUCAGCUCAUGAUCAUUAGAUGGGAAGAAACGCCACAGUGUGACUGAGGUCACCUUAGCUAAACCAUUGAUCAACGGUAGAUAAGGGGUUGAAGAAAGUAAUAUACAAUCAUCCCGUAAUCACUAAGACCCAAAACCUUCUUAGUUUCACUAAAUUGUGAAGAUGUGGACGAAUGUCUGCAGAGUUCCAGUAUGGAUUGCGUCAGUUGCACAAAUACGCUUGGAGGCUUUCACUGUUCCUGUGCGACUGGGUAUUCGUUUAACAAAGAAAUUAAAAAGUGUGAAGGUGAGAUACAGCUAGGCACUUAGAGCCAGUUAUGUCUUAGGCUGCAGUUUUAAACAAUCAAUGUUUUGUGAAAAAUUAAUGUAUUCCCAGUACGGACUAUAAGUUCUCUUACAGUAUUAAGCGUUUAAGAAAGCUUUCGGCAAAUUUGAAAGGUUUUUUAACGAGGUUUCAUUACUUCCCUAAUAAUAAUAAUGUAUGGUGCAAUGUUCUUCUCAUGCUUGGUAAACACCAAAGUAUGGAGAACUUUGCAAUCCUUAACAGCCAGAAAUUAGAAUCUGGAUAAUUUCGCUUUCCUCACUCAACUAAUACAGGCGUUUGUAAUUCCUAAGUGUUACUGAAUGGGUCUUCAUCUGGUAAACGCACCGCAGGGAAGCCGCUGAGAAGGUUUAAAGAGUCUGACAAAUCGCUCUCAGCUCAUGAUCAUUAGAUGGGAAGAAACGCCACAGUGUGACUGAGGUCACCCUAGCUAAACCAUUGAUCAACGGUAGAUAAGGGGUUGAAGAAAGUAAUAUACAAUCAUCCCGUAAUCACUAAGACCCAAAACCUUCUUAGUUUCACUAAAUCUUUUCUUGUUUGCGAAUAAAUCGUGAGUGACAAACGUGCUUUAUGGUUACCUGACAGAGAGAAAGCCGUUAAGUACGACACUUGCUGAGGGAAAGAAAAAAAUAGCGGUAAGAAAUUUGCUUCUGCUUACCAUUUUGAAGAGCAGGAAAGUUAUAAUCUAAAGCCGAAACUUAUUGACAAUAUGCACAUGUGGAUGUCGUAAAAGAAAGGUCGAUUCCUACCUAGAGGAAAUAGACUGUUAAGGUAAAAAUACGUAAAUUAUCAGCCCCAAAAACCAAAAACAAGGGCAUGACAGUUCUUCGCCACUAAUUGUAUAAACAAAAGUAUCAAAUACACUAAGGAACCAUAUACGUUGUAUCACUGACAUUCUGCUAGAGCGCUUUGAAUUGUAUGUCGUUCAACCAAACCAAAAGUAAUCACAAAGAAUGGUCAAUCAAAACUGUGGCAAGUACAAAAAAGAAUCAGAAGGAACUCAAGAUAGCAACAUGACGAGCCAUAGUGUUGAUAGUGGAAGAUUAAAAUUUAUUCUGCUUUAAAAUCCAGUUUCAGUUUGAAAUUUAAUAAGCUAUUUCAUGAUGAAAUGAUCCACAGCAAGCUGCAGACGUCGCCACUGUUAUUGCAGCAACAAAUCACAUGGCAGAGGAAGUGAACGGUUUAAAGAAAAUGAGCAGUGAAGAACUGACGGAAACGGUUGAUGUACUGGAUAAUGUCAAAAAUAAGAUAGAGAAUCUGAACACCAGUAAACAAGAGGCCGAGAGGCUGAUGGCGGUAAGGAAGCGACAUGAUCUUAGAUGUUUCAUUAUAUAUUUAUAAGUUAAAGGUGAGGUUUCCUGCACCGUUUUGGAAAUAUCAUAUAUUUGAACCCUUUUGUACAACUUUAAUCUCCAAUACUCGCUGAAAUCCUAACACAUAAAGAAAGGUCUCUUGUAUCACGACUCUUCCAACAACUACCACUUUCAAGAUUUCCCCUUAUUCUUCAAAAGAUGCAAAAACGCUGCUCACCGCGCUAGACUGCGAGUUUCAACCCCUUCAAUGUGUUUCGUUCUCAGGUAAGAAACGUAGCUCUCCUAAUAUCUUUCUCCAUAAAAGAAUAUAAUUAAUUACCAAUGCAAUAAAAUUUCAAAGAAUAUUAACGCGAUGAAUUCAUUUCCCUUCCAGGGGACUUAAAUUUGUUUUUAUGUACAAUUAAUAAUUUUAAAAACUACGUUCAGACAGUUGGAUUUAACUAUUUUCCAAAUAUUUCUUGUGUUGCAGGGAGUUAGCGCGAUGGUUAGUUCAAUGAUGAACAAUGACAACAAAUUAUCAUGGCAACAACUCAACGAAAAUAAGGUAACCCUUCGCCUCCUGCUCAGUGGUAGAGCAUCGGAGAGCGAAAUUCAAAGGUCUGAGGUUUUAUUCCUCGUAGGAUUCGGAAUUUUUCUAUGUCCCACGCUCGUGACAUUUCUCUCUGCUAAAAUAUUUUACCUUGUGCCACAGGGAACCCUACCAACCACAGUCAUUUCAAACGUUGUAGAGAACGUGGUACCUGCAAUUAUAAAAUCAGUUGAUGAGAAAGAAAAACAUGGCCUGGACGUGCUUAUAUCAACAGAAAAUUUAGGUAAGCUAUCAUUUUUAAGGGAGGCUGAGUUUGUGAGGUUUUGUUUGAAAAUAUCCUCCAACAUUUUAAACCGGUAAGGGUGCCUAGCAUCUAAUGUAAAAUAUAACCCUGGAAUCAAACUUUAGAGGUAUAAGAAUGAAGGAAAUUAUCACCAGCUAAAGAACCUCUCGAUCGUUUAACAAAUUCUCCUUGUCAGUACUUUAAGAAAUGUAUAGAGAACAGUAUGGAGACUACGCAUACUGAUUUUAGGGUGUAGCGGGUUAAAAAGUACAUGAGAAAUUGUGACAUUGUAACCUAGCCUUUGAAAAGUAGUUUUCAAAUGUGAACUACGACAUAUUUGUGAGGAAGCAAAGUCUUAAGUGGAUGUCUACACGAGCCAGUAUGGCCUUUCUUAAGGUCAUCCUAGGAUUAACGAGGAAGGGAGUGAUGUAUCAGUAGCCUGAGGGGAGUGACCCACAAAAAAAGCCUCUUUUUACUCAUAAUCAUCUGUUGCUUUAUUUUUACAGAACUACAAGUGAAUACAACGAGAAGACAAACCUUUAGCGGUGCAACAAUUUUCCCCAAUUUAUCGCACAGCGUCAAAAUACCAAGUGACAUUGUGAAAGAUAGAAACGACAAUGGUAAACUCAACGUUUCUGUUCUGAAUUUUUUUCUUUACGUUUUUGUGGGCUUCCUCGUGUUCUGUUUAUGGAAAAAGAUGUGCUACUCUUUCUCAGGUUCUGUCGGGAUCUCUGUCGCCCUUCUGAAAGGAAUGGCAAACGUUUUACCCAACAUUUCAAGAAAUGGAAGGUGAAAUAAAGUAAUAAAAUUAUUUAAAUAUGAGUGAUAAAACACGAGAGACAAUUGAGAUAAUCUAUAAUUGUACGGAAAGCUUCGAAAUCAAGUUGAAGCCUAAUCAGUGUUAGUGCAAUAUAUUUUUAUUACAGGGAAAAUUAAAGUCCCUUGAGGUCAAAAUCGGCAUUCAUCUCUUCCUCCCCCCCCCCCUCAUUUCCAUUUAAAUACAAUAAUGUUAAGAUAAAUAGAUAACUUUAUUUAUACAUAAUAAAAAUUUCUUCAGCACAAUCUUAGAGCGAGAAAUAUCUUAUUCUGCUUAGCUAAACUAACUAAUAAAUGAUAGAAUGUUAUAAGAAUAAAAACCUAUUAUGUCUUUACAGCUACUUUCUAGGAUGCCGUGUUUCAUUCAAAGCUGCAAUGAUGCAGUUUAUGUUUAAAUUCGCUUAAAACAAUUGUUGACCGGAGUUCAUGGGAAAGCCUAUUCCAAAACAUAGCUCCUCUGUAGAAAAACUCAUCUUUUAGUAAUUGGUGUGGGGUUGUGCGGGAGCUAAUGUUCAAUUCAAGUUCUACUCCCUAUUGCAACAAUCUGAAAUAAAUUGGAUCUAGCUACGGUCAAAAAUCUAAAUAUUAUGUUUAGAGAGCCAGAACAACUUAGUUUACUUGACAAAUCAGUAAUUAAAAAGUUUUUUUCGUCUCCUCAGUCCCUGUGCCUUGUGUCUGAACGGAGGGCAUCUGUGUUUACUGUUUUGUUCUCAUCGAUUCCCAUUUUCUCGGAUUGAUACUCAUAAAAUAAUCAAUGAUUUUCUCGUUGUUAUCCAUCUCUUAGGUCAGAUGGCAUCGACCUAAACUCUAUUAUUGUUAUUGUUAUGGCAACCAAUGUGAAUCCAGAUCAUCUCGCCAAUCUAAAGGAACCGGUCGUAUUACGCUUUGAGCAUUUAAAGGUAACAAUGAAACGAUGAAAUCAGACUUUAGCUUUCCCACCAAAAAAAACAGGCUCAGUGCUAACAGUAAACAAAAGACCUUCAAAUUUCCUUGUAAAUUAUGCUUUGAUUGCAGAAGGAAUAUCAUAACCAGAAAUGCAGUUUUCUGAACGAGACAGCUAUGUAAGUACCAUUCUGCUCAUUUAACCACGAUGAUGAGGAAAAGGCAAUUUGCAACAUAAAUUCCCGGCUAUAUGGCUUUCUAUUUAUGGCACAAUUACGUUUCUAUUUAAAAAAAUAUAAAAGCCUUAACUGUGCUCUGCUAUAUUGAAAAGCACGGAAGCGACUAGAGCACGAAAGAAGUGCAGGGAGAAACACGUGACGUAGUUGAGUGUUUCUCUCCACUUCAUGAGUGGUUCUUCUGUUGCUACUUGCCGGCUCGCUUACACCGAAAUUUCACUUUGAAUUAACGAAAAAGCUAGAGUGAAGUCGCGAAAAGGUUAGACGUGGUACAAUUUGGCAAAUAACGUGACAGCUUUAGCUCAGUUCUAUGUUUUGUACUCUGACAGGGCACGCUCUUUCAACCAAUGUCAGCGCACGUUAUAUCCGGACUUUAAUAAAAGGAGUUAACCCUCUCGUUAAUUUAUUUAUGCAGAGCUCGUUUCCCUAGAGAUCCUUCAAAGCACUGGUCCAGUGUUGGAUGCUACAGGAAUUAUUCCACAGAGGAGUUUACCAUCUGCCACUGUUAUCAUCUCACUAGCUAUGGUCUCAUCAUGGACGUGCACGGAAUUUAUGUAAGAAAGAUGGAAAAAAAUAUGUUUGUAAAACUUUCGGCUUCUUAAUUCAUUCAGAAUCUUCAGCUUCUCGGCUGUUGUUAAAACGUGUGUAGCUACAUUAGAACAGGGACUAAACUGACUAUUUUAGAGAAACUUUCUGCCAGUCGGUCAUUUAGUAACUAGGCUGCAUGGUAAAACGGUCAAUCAUUCUUGAGUCUGUUAAUGCACCAGUCUCUCAGCGAAUCAGUCGGUCAGUCACUUAAUCACUCAUUAAACCAGUCACUCAACAGUCAGUCAGUCUGUCUACCAUUCUCCUUUUCGUCUUUCUUCUGUCCAUUUGUAAAUCAGAGAGUCAGCCCUUCGGCCAAUAAGUCAAACAGGCUGUCCUUCGGUCCGUUUUUCCUAUGUUAGACUUUCUGUCUGUCUGUCUGUCCCUCUGUCAGUAAACGGUCAUUCGUUCAGCCAGUCCAAACUAGAUAGUGAAAAAGACGAGAAGAAAGCUUUCUUAGCUCUAAAUUUUCUUCCCUGUUCCACCAGCUUAGCCUAAAACAGCAAUUGUCUUCCCUGUUCCACUCGUACGACCUACAUUACAUCACGAGCGAUAAUUCAGUUUUGCUAACUCAUUGUUUUGGUAUAUUUUCAGGAUGAACUGAGCGAGUCUAACAAGGAGACACUGAUGUACAUCUCGCUGGUCGGCUGCUGCGUUUCCAUUUUCUUUUGUAUUUUGUCAAUAUUCGGAUUCUCACUGGCAAUGUAAGACAUUUGAAACGGAUUGAUUUACGUAUUUUGGAAAAGAUCUAUUGACCUCAAAAUAGUGCUGUUGUUGGUUGAAAUGAAGCACUAAAACGUUCACUUUGAUUUGUUCUUUUUGCACGAAGAUAAAAUCAUUUCACGUUAACUUCCACAGUUUUUCAAGGAAAUUUCGUAGGUGCAACGACUGCGCCACGGAUGUGUCAAAAAAUCGUGCUUAUAUCUUAAAAUAUAUUCCACGAGUUUACACAGCUACAGUUACGAGUGAUCUUGCCAAAGCUUUAACAUAUUUCCAAUCUUUUUCAAAAUGUAGUCUGUUUUAAAGACGGCUCUCUUAAACGACGUAGUUAAUGAUUAGUGUUUCUUAGUCACAAACUGUUUAAAAAAUAGAGAAAGAUGUUUUUUCGUAUUGUCACGAGCGCGGGACAAUGAAUAAAUUCUGAGUCCACGAUGAGCGAGGUCUAUUACGAAGUUCAUAUGACACGCUUCCUGUAUACUGCUAGGAUCAGCAAUGUCGAUAGUGCAAUGUUUGUAGAUAGAAAUGAGAGAGAUGGUAAGUUUUGAGCUCGGUUUUUUUCUCAGAAAUUCCUAUAAAAUUAUUGAUGCUUGAUUUUACGAACUUCUUCCAAAACAUAUCUACACGACUGAGAAUUUCACAUUUAACGAAAAAUGAAAGUCAAUUUAUAUUAACUUGAUCCAAUUUUCUUUCAUUGUGUAAAAAAGAUUUCGAAGUAAUUCAUGUCUUCCAUAUCUUUCAGGAGGAAACCACGUGAAACCAAAGCAAGGCGUGAGACAUAUCGACUUCACAUAAAUCUUGUCCUGGCAAUCUGUCUGUCACAAAUCUGUUUUGUCCUUGGCACCAUAAUUAUUUCGUUGGAUGUGGUACGUACACUAUUAUGUAUGUACGCAUGCACGCGUAUGAACAAUAUUACGUAGGUAUGCGUAUGCGCGCUCUAAAAGGGUAUGAUAACUCGUCAUCACCGAAUAUAACUCUGGUUCUGGUGUUUGCAUUAGGAGGAAUAUUACCUGGAGGGAUGUGCUUCGAUUCCUCGAACCUAAUAUUCAAUAGAUGCAAAGGAUUAAUCCUUUUUUCCUCCUUUUUUCUUGUCAGCUUGCCUGUCGAAUAGUUUCCAUAGCAACCCACUACUUCCUCAGUGCCUCGUUUUGCUGGAUGUUGGCCGAGGGAAUCCAUAUUUACAACAAGAUUGUACGCGUCUUUAGCAACAAAAAGUACAACAAAGUAUUCUACGUCCUGGGUUGGGGUAAGUUAUUUUAACUCGCUAUAUGAGAAACUAAUUUGCAUAGGUGAUAACCCACGCGUGCGUGAUUACUUAGAUGCUCCGAGGCGGGCGUGGGUUGAAACUUCGACGUUGUUGAUCUUGACUCACAAAUCGCUGUCUAGGCUUUAAGGUGCAUGCGUGAGUCUAAACGUUCGCUAUACAGUGUUUAAGUUGCACCAUCAUGCGCACUGAGUAUACGCAGUUAUGCGUCCAAUCUAUACACGUUCGCAAAUUCUACUCCUUUACAUCACAUUUUCACUGCCGCACUAAAAUCUAGGCGUAAGUUAAAGUAACAGUUAAGACUCACAUAGAAAUCCAUGCUGCCAAUGCCUACCCCAGUUCCCGUUGCAUAACGCGACAAAGAGCACUAAGUCAACCACUAGAUUGAAGGUUUGUCCAUUGUAGUUAGCCUCCCUACCGCAGUCAAAGGGUAUUCAUUUCUAACCCUGAGUGAGAAGAAAAAGGAAUGUGUACCUAUGACGAAGUCAUUCCUCUGUUCUUUUAUAAUCUUCCAGAUGAUUAGGAGGGUAGCGCUUAUAUCACUCGUUCUUACUUAGCACUGUCUUGCAAAAUCUGGAGGAAAAAAACUUACGUUUAGUUCGUUAUGCAUCUGGCAAAUCUUUUCUUUUCAGGUGCACCGAUUCUUCUUGUAUCAGCCUCUGCAGGACUAUCCUUCUAUGAAUACGGACCGCACAACAUGUAAUUAUUUUUCAUCUUAAUUUAUUUGUGUUAUUUGAUGUAUGAAAUCAUAUGAAAAAGCGUCCCAAACAAGACAGACGGUGACAAGGCUCUUAUUUUAAUUUUUCCGGCCCUAAAAAACCUAAGCCGUAUUUGAUGCACCUACUUUACACCAGAAGUGAACUGCGCCAAGACAAAUUAAAACUUCUUACGAUCAUUCACAGAAAAAUGCUUGAAACUGGCUACAGAUGUCCUGUAGCUUGCGUAUUCACCUCACCAGAAGGCGAAGUGUAUGUCGUUAAUAUGCAGAGUAGGGGGCGUGCGUUGGCGAAGAUAGUCAUGUAGAGUUCAAAUUUGAUUCAUCGAAAGGCUUGUUAACUCAUAUAGUGAUUCGAUUAAAUAAUUGACGGUAUCUGAUUUUUCCGUUUAUUUUCAGCUGUUGGUUGUCUGGAAAACUAAUUUGGGUUUUUGCUGCACCGGUACUGGCUGUUAUUGCGGUAAGUAAUUUCAUACCGCGAUAGUUUAUCACUGGACGCUUUUUAUGAGUGUUCUAAUCAAUUAUUCCAAGCGCGUGCGUUGGAUAUGAGAUGAUAGAUGGGCAACGACGCCCGUAGGGUUGAGUUGGCAAUAGUCGUCUCAAAUCCAACAAGCGCGAGAGGAAUAACUGUUUUAUUAAAAACUUUCCAUAAUAUAUACACACGAAACUUCCCAACUUUACCUUGUAAUAACAAACGAAAUAUAACAAUACACAUACCAUAGUUGUAGAGCAUUGUAUAAUGGCGCAUAACUCAUGAUGGCUAAGCCAAUGAAAACCCUCGAAUUGCAUUAUCCAAUGCUCCAGUUUUUAAUAACAUAGAAUAUCCCAUGAGUCAGUUGUAUUUCUAGGUAUAAGUGUUAGCUAAUACGCGUGUGUCUAUACCCUGAAGUUGCAAGUGACGAGUGGCGUGCUCCGUGGUAUUCAACUAAAAAGUGUUACAUGAUUAUUUUAUAACAUGCUAUAGCAAACACAACGGUCAACCUAAUCACUGCGAUAUGCACCGCGCAGACUUCAAUUUGAAUGACUCUAACGCGGGUCCUAUUUUCUGAGGUCUCAGUGCCGCUUGCUAAAUUUUGGCCCUAACAAGGCACACACAAUGGGACGGUUGGGUGUUAUACCCUCAUAUAUGUAACGAUUCUCCUGAAUUCGGAUUGAUUGCAUUUUCUAUAGCAUAAUCAGUAAAAUUAUGUUACGCAAACAAUAAAGCUUAAACCACACAGACAUUAAAAUUAAUUGUUUAAUGUUAUUAUGCCUGAGAAGUCUUUGAUAGAAGUAGAGUGGAAUAAUGUUUGAAAAUGGAAUAAAAAAAGAAAAGAAGAUGUUCUUUGUUUUGUCGCGAGCGUGGGAGAAAGAAAAAAUUCUGAGUCCCCACGAGGAGUCGAACCUCAGACCUUCGGAUUUCCGCGCUCCGAUGCUAUACCACUGAGCCACAAAGAUUCUAUGGUGAGCGAGGCUCAUUACAAAUGCUCUAGUUUGUGUUUUCGCCAGAGAAAAUUAUUUUCCGAAUUUAAAACAAUUGCUGACUUUUGUUCUUUUUUUUUAAUUUUAGAUUAACUGUUUCAUCCUGGUCAGCGUUAUCUACGUUUUGUUGAGGAAGACUAUGGUAAAAGCUGGAGAAGAAAAAUCCGCUAGGAAAUCAAGCAUAAGGUAUAUAAAAAGAAAUAACCUUGAACUUACCGCUUGAACUAUAUACCUUGUUAAAGUAGCUGCAUCGUUAUAAUUGAAGUGCAAGUUUUCAAAAACGCUAUACUCGAACUUGGACAAUUCCAAACGUACCUUCGUCCCAGAAGUGGACAAAACUGAUUCCCUUCUCUUUGGUUUUUGUACAGGCGCAGUGUUAAGGUGACAGUGGUGUUGCUUCCUCUACUUGGCCUCACUUGGGUGUUUGGUUUCAUGGCGGUUGAUAAGAACACGAUCAUCUUCCAUUACAUCUUCGCCAUCGCCAACUCUUUACAGGUAUAAAACGUGAACGGCAAAAUUAUUCCUUUGGUUAAGAGGAAAAGUGUUUAUCUUGUAACUCGCUUUUACGAACAAUGCAAUUACAGUCGACUCUCGUUAUUGCGGACACCCACGGGGGGGAGAGUUAGAGUCCGUAAUAGCGGGGUAAGAGAGACAAAUUUUUUUUGUCUCUAAACAUAUGAAAUAAUGUGUAACUACGGAAACAUAAAGUUUCUAACGUGGCCUCAUGAACCGGAAAAGGAUGCGGCCGCAAGCAGGACAUUUUCAUGUUUGCACCGAAUUGAAGGAAUAAUUUCUUUAUUUUCUUUUAUCGGGGGGAGGGGGAGGGGGGCUGGCUCUUGUCUGGAAUAGCGGGGUGUCCACAGGGCGAGAGUCGACUGCAUUUUCAGAUUAAUAGAGUAUAUUAUCAUCAUCAUUAUCAUUAUUAAUGCUAUCAUCAUCGCUAUCACCGUCUCGGGCGUCGUUAACAUUAUCAUCAUUUUUAUCAUCAUCACCAUCAUUGGCAGAACUAUUAAAUAUCAUCAUCGUUAUCAUCAUCAUUAUCAUCAUCGUUAUUAUCAUUAUCAAUCACUAUCAUUAAAAGCCCAUUUUCACCCUUGAUGCAACGCGCGCCGCGACCUAUUUCCAGUAACACGAAAUUCCUCGAUUAAAAAAAAACCUCUUUAAAUCUUCUUUCUCAAGAGCCAUCCUGGACAUAUGGUCAAUUAUUUUACGGUAAAUACAUUCGCCGUUCAUCACUUUACAGUUUCUUUGCGGUAGUUUUGAAUUUAGUCCGUAUUAAAUCAAUGGAUUCAUCUAAUUCUAUACCGGAAUAAAACGUGUAGUAUUGUUUUCAACGGAAAAACGAAGAAGCUAGUUUGAGACAACGUGGCAAGGUAAAAAUAACUGACCAAUCAGAGGCGCUAUUUCAACAAAAGUGGCGGUUCAAAACAAAAACGGACUAUCGCGUUGCAUCAAGGUUGGAAAUGGGCCUUUAACAUUGUCAGGGUCGCUUUGAUUCCAUAGUUUAGUAGGUUUAAUCGUGUAUUUAUGUAAGAAGAGUUAGCAUAUUCUAUCAAAGUGAAUGAACAAAUCUACUGUUGUUAGUUCAGUGUAGGAGCGGGUUCAAUGGUAAUAAAAGCACGCGCAGUUUCCUCAUAACUAACUGUAUAUGUAACCGUAUGAUCCCUUUUUCAGGGAGUUUUCAUUUUCUUUGCGCACUGCUGGAUAAACGAAACGGUAAGAAUUACGAGUAAAUUACGAAACGGUAUACAGCACUAAGUAUAGUUUUGAAACUGAGGUGCAUUUCAUUCGUUAAGACCCAAAUGAAACUAAACGGCAUUUUCACAAACAUCUUCAUUCGCGGCAAAACGCACGUUACCAAGUCUGAUUGGUGGGGAGAAUUUGAUAACUUUCGUAAACCAAUCACAAAGGGCAAUGGAGAAAACCUGAUGAACUCAGUCAACAGAAAAUUACUCGAUUGAAAAUACUGUAAUCUGUGGUUGUACAGUCUUAUUUCCUGAAUAAAAGUGUUCUAAGAAAAUCAACAAACACAAUAAUAGCUGCCGAUCCAGGAAUUUUCAGAAAACAUUUUUUCACACCAGAGCUUACAUAGGCUAACUUAUGUUUCAAGACAAGUUGAUUUAUAAACUUUACUUUGAGUAGUAACACACAAUUCAGCUAUCGUUGCAAGAAUUUUUGUAUUGGGCAAACAAUACGAAAAGAAAAGAUCUUAUGGAAAGGGGAGGAAGGGGUGCGGACCCCUUACACCUUCCCCCUGGAUCCGCCACUGAUGUUGAUUCUUUUCCAAUCUCUAGGUACGCGAAACUCUCAUUCAGAAAAUGCCAAGUUUCAGCUCAAGAAGGAAGUAUCAUUUAAAGGGAAAAGCUGGUGACACUCGAUUCAACAGUGUAUCACUUGAAACAGCCACACCAACGACGACCUCUGUCCGACUCGUGACAACAAACUCCCGACAAUUCAAGGAGCCACCUUCGUUAAAACUUGUGAACCUGGAGCAGGAGCUAGCGUCGGCUCAGCAGAUGGAAAUCGAAAACAACUCGGUGAGCCUCACGAACCUGGCGAAGUUACCGCCGAGGUAUGCCGACAUGCUCGUCGACGCUCCAGCCUCGAAGCUUUUUAGUGUAAGCAAGUCUCCGAUGAAAACUACAUCUUCGGUGAAUCUCGUGUCUCCUAAUGAGUACCCGAUUACAGCGAAAGAAGCUUACUGCAACCCAACGUACGCAUAUUGGAAUGGUCGGAACGAUUCUCAUUAAACUGCGCUCGAUCAUAAAAAGGCUAUGUAAAUAAUAUUGAGUUUAGUUAUAAAUUGUUCUGUUUCCUUAGAAACAUCGCACUUAUGGAGGAGUUAUUUAAACAAAAUAGUUGUUCAAUAACAGAUUACCUAAGCAUAAAAAAAAAACUGUAAAAAAUGACGAUUGCUGCUGCGUAAAUUUGAUCAAUGAUUGAGCAAAUCGAUGACAACUCGGUGAGCCUCACGAACCUGGCGAAGUUACCGCCGAGGUAUACCGACAUGCUCGUCGAUGCUCCAGCCUCGAAGCUUUUUAGUGUAAGCAAGUCUCUGAUGAAAACUACAUCUUCGGUGGACCUCGUGUCUCCUAACGAGUAUCCGAUUACACCGAAAGAAGCUUACUACUACCCAACGUACGCGUAUUGGAAUGGUCGGAACGAUUCUGAUUAA